Messenger RNA from Oncorhynchus mykiss (rainbow trout), 3295 nucleotides. It is a transcript of the gene dcps, whose product is annotated as decapping enzyme, scavenger. Gene Ontology annotation, molecular function: hydrolase activity; RNA 7-methylguanosine cap binding. The record is from RefSeq and is a predicted model, not a curated record. Gene Ontology annotation, biological process: deadenylation-dependent decapping of nuclear-transcribed mRNA. Gene Ontology annotation, cellular component: P-body; nucleus. NCBI's taxonomy places the organism in Eukaryota, Metazoa, Chordata, Actinopteri, Salmoniformes, Salmonidae.
CACCGAAGAAGAAGUGCCUCAGAAUAAAAAUGGCGGAGGCUGGUAAACGUGAGGUUGAUUUUGCGGACAGAAAUGAAACUGAUACUGUUAAGGCCAAACGACUAAAGAAUGACCCGAAUAGUGACCAAGAUAAUCACAAUGAAUCAGCAUCUGCAAAUCCUUUGUUCGGAUUUAAAACAACAACGGUUCUGCGGGACUCUGCACGGGAGAAAAAUAUGUUCAUACACGGAAAGUUGAACGACCAGGAUGCGGUCAUCAUUCUGGAGAAGACCCCUAUCAGGGAAGACACCCUGUUGGAGAUUUUCAAUGGCUCCAGACUGAAAUUGGACAUGAGGAAUGAUAUCUACAGCACGUAUCAACUCCAACCCCCUGCUCAUUUGAAUGAGAUGAAGACCACAGUGGUGUGUCCGGCCACAGAGAAGCAUGUGAAGAAAUACCUGCGCCAGGAGACCUACUUGGUGCAGGAGACUGGGGAGGACUACCGCUCUAUCACCCUACCUUACAUUCAGAGUCAGAGCUUCAGUGUACAGUGGGUGUACAACAUCUUGGAGAAGAAAGCGGAGGCAGAGCGCAUCGUUUAUGAGGACCCAGACCAGGACGUCGGCUUUGUCCUGCUCCCAGACUUCAAGUGGGAUCAAAAGCAGUUGGAUGACUUGCAUUUGAUUGCCAUCGUUCAUCGAAGGGACAUCAAAAGUUUGCGAGACCUGACAGCGCUGCAUCUGCCAUUGCUGACUAACAUCCACAAGAAGGGAGAGGAGAGCAUUCUGAAGCGGUACGGUGUGGCAGCCAGUAAGCUGAAGGUGUACCUCCACUACCAACCGUCCUACUACCACCUCCACAUCCACUUCAACGCCCUGAGCUACGAUGCCCCGGGCUGUGGGGUGGAGCAUGCCCACCUGCUUUCGGACGUCAUCCAGAACCUCCAGGCAGACUCCCAGUACUAUCACAGUCGCUCCCUCUCCUUCCCCCUGCGGGCUGACCAAGGCCUGCUCAGCAAGUUCAAGGAUGCUGGCAAGCUGUAGUGUCUAGAUGCCCAAACACGACAACACUACUAUGGAAGGACCUCAGAGGGAUGAACACGUUGGGAAUGGUGGUGGUUUGGAACUCUGGCCUUUUCGCAAUUGAAUUUGCUAAAAUCCUGUAUCUUCUCUUCUCCGUCCUCUCUCGCCUCCUUUUUAAAAAGGAAAAUAUGCUUGUAUGAAAUUACUCCUCCACUCGCGUGUUGCAUGAAUGACGUUUACAGGGGUAAAUCCAAAAAUACAUGUGUUAAGUGAUAAAGACAAAUAAAGUUAGUUGUGCCAGACAUUUUAUAGAUAAAACGAUAAGUAGCAUAUUGAUUUUCAACGUGUGCAUGCUUUUCUCCUCAGAAAAAACUAACGCUGAUUCAAAGCGGGUUUGGCAGAUUUCAGAACUCUUCCACGAAGGACUUGCAAGUUUAUCCUCACCUAUUAACGAAUUGACAUCUCCUCAACCACUUAUCGGGUUCCUGGUCAUGGAGGAGAGAGGGUGGAGGACAGACUUUCCCCAAAUGAGAAAAGGCCACAAAUGUCCGUCACUUUGACAUUCACUUACAAACCAAAAAUCAGUAUUAGAAAAUAUUCAUGCAGAUUUUGUUUUCUAAUAAUUUAGCCAGAUACUGUACAUACAGUGCCUUCAGAAAGUAUUCAUACCCCUUGAUUUAUUCUACAUUUUGUUACAGCCUGAAUUCAAAAUGGAGAAAAAAAAGUCUCACCCAUCUACACACAAUAGCCCAUAAUGACAAAGUGAAAACAUAUAUAUAUUUUUUUUAACAACAUUUUUGCAAAUGUGUUUCAAAUGAAAUGCAUCUCAUUUAUAUACGCAUUCACACAUGUUAGAAUCACCUUUGGCAGCGAUUACAGCUGUGAGUCUUUCUGAGUACGUUUCUAAGAACUUUGCACACUUGGAUCGUACAAUAUUUGCCCAUUAUUCUUUUCAGAAUUAUUCAACCUCAAGUUGGUUGUUGAUCAUUGCUUGACAACCAUUUUCAAGUCUUGCCAUAGAUUUUCAAGCAGAUUUAAGUGAAAACUAACUCAGCCACUCAAACAUUGUGUCUUGGUAAGAAACUGCAGUGUAGACUUGGCCCUGUGUUUUAGGUUAUUGUCCUGCUGAAAGGGGAAUUCACCUCCCAGUCUGGUGGAAAGCAAACAACCAGGUAUUCCUCUAGGAUUUUGCCUGUGCUUAGCUCCAUGAUGUUUUUAUUUUUUAUCCUGAAAAACACCCCACUCCUUAACGAUUACAAGAAUACCCAUAACAUGAUGAAUCCACCAAUAUGCUUGAAAAUAUUGAGAGUGGUACUCAGUAAUAUGUUUGGGGCAAAUCCAAUACAACACUUUAUAUUCUGGACAAAAAAUGAAUUGCUUUUCCACAUUUUUUGGCACUUACUUUAGUGUCUUGUUGCAAACAGGAUGUAUGUUUUUGGAAUAUUUUUCAUUCUGUACAGGCUUCCUUUUCACACUCAAUUAGGUUAGUAUUGUGGAGUAAAUACAAUGUUGUUGAUCCAUCCUCCCUUUUCUCUUAUCACAGCCAUUAAACUCUAACUGUUUUAAAGUCACUAUUGGCCUCAUGGUGAAAUCCCUGAGCGGUUUCCUUCCUCUCCGGCAACUGAGUUAGGAAGGACACCUGUAACUUUAGUGACUGUGUGUGUUGAUACACCAUCCAAAGUGUAAUUAUUAACUUCACUAUGCUCAAAGUGAUAUUUGAUGUCUUUUUUUUACCCAUCUACCAAUAGGUUCCCUUCUUUGUGAGGCAUUGGAAAACCUCCCAGGUCUUUGUGGUUGAAUCUGUGUUUGAAAUUCACUGCUCGACUCAGGGACCUUACAAUUAUCUGUAUGUGUGAGGUACAGAGAUGUAGCCAUUCAAACAUCAUGUUAAACAUUUAUUGCACGGAGUGAGUCCAUGAAAUUUCUGUGACUUAAGCAAAAAAAAAUACUCCUGAACUUUAGGCUUCCCAUAACAAAGGAGUUGAAUACUUAUUGACUCGACAUUCAAGCUUUUAAUUUGUCAUUUUUACCCAAAAAUCUAUUUAAUCUGUUUUAAAUUCAGGCUGUAACACAAUGUUGAAAAAGUCAAGGGGUGUGAAUACUUUCUGAAAGCACUGUAUUUGUUUCUCUGUAGCCUAUAGAUUAUUUUGUUUUUAAUACGUCCUGAGGCUUGAGGUUCAACUGUAGUUGUACUGUAUUGCCUUGGUGGAUUCAGAAUUUGCAGUUGCUCAUUUUUUGUUAAACUUUUUAAAAAUAUAUUUGUUGAACAGAAAUAAAGAAUUGUACAACCAUUU